AUGUGCUGCAAAACGUGGAUUUCAUUUGCCGACAACUUUUGAAACGAGCAUUUUGAAUCGAGAUGGGCAAGGAUCGGGGCAGGGGACGCAGGAAUCACCAUUCCGGGCCGUACAACAAGAGCAACUGGCGUGGCCAGAAGAGGGAUCGCCCCCAAAACAAUGGAGGAGGUCAGCGCAACAGAAAUGCGCCACCACAGAAGACCACGCUGCUGGAGAACCAAGUGGGCAUUACGGAGUUCACUAACCCGGAUGCACCUGGUUUCACCGGAAUACUCAAGUCGCGCUUUUCCGAUUUUCACGUUAACGAGAUUGAUAGCAACGGCAAAGUGCUGGAACUGACCGAUCUCAGUGUGCCUAAAGUGGCUAUUGUGGCUGUGGCCGAAAAAGAACUGGACAACUGGCGGCAAGAACUGGAGGCAGUAAUUGGCCCGGAAGUUUGGCAGGAGAUAGCCAGUCUGGCCGCGGCCAAAAACGAUCUUACAAUCGAGCAAAAGGUGGAGAUUGAUGUGACCACUCUGGAUAAGGAUCAGCGAACACAAGUCCACCAGUUAAUAAAGCAGCUGUACAAGGGUAAGCUACUGUCCACCACCAUUGGACAGCAACAGGCUAAGCCCAAGGUCCAGGAGGAGGCAUCUGUGGAAAAGAAGGAUGCGGCUGAAGGUGAAACCCCCGCUCAGGAAGACUCACAGGUGGCGGCAGAGGAAAAGAAGAUUAUAAGAAUACUUAAGCCAAAGCCAGGACGCGGUGACAAACGAUGGAGCUUUCCCGCGGAAUACGUGACCUUCCUGGUGCACAAAACCAAUUUGGUUACCAGCGAUGUGGCCUCUACUUUCGCAGCACGACUGAACUUGCGACCUUCGCAGGUGAACUACAGCGGCAUCAAGGACAAGCGGGCGAAGACCACUCAGAAGUUCUCCAUUAAACGUCGUACACCAGAGAGUAUUUUGGGUGCAGCUAAAUGCCAACGGAAUGUGCAGAUAGGCAACUUUGCAUUUGAACCCAACACACUAAAGCUGGGAGACUUGCAGGGCAAUCGUUUCCGCAUUGCCUUGCGACACAUUGCCAAGGAGAAGCGGGAAGAAAUCGAGCAGGCACUGCAAUCAUUGAAGGAACGCGGUUUCAUCAAUUACUAUGGGCUGCAGCGGUUCGGCAACAGUGCCAGCGUGCCCACCUAUGAGGUGGGUGUGGCUCUGCUCAAACACGAUUAUAAACUGGCCUGUGAACUGAUACUAAAGCCUCGGGACUCGGAUGUGGAGUUUAUGCGUCCCAUACGCGAGGAGUGGUGGAAAAAUCGCGACUCCGCUGCGGCAGCUGCUAAAAUCUACGGCGAAAAGUUCAUCGAGAAGAAGCUGCUGGACGGCUUGGCCAGAUUUGGCGAAUCAGAUUACUCAUCAGCUCUGCGGCAGAUACCACGCAACACGCUCAUGCUAUAUCCACAUGCAUACCAAAGCCUGAUCUUUAACAGGAUAGCGUCCAGAAGGAUUAAGGAGUUCGGCUUGAAAUUAAUACCCGGGGAUUUGGUUUAUGUGGAGCAGAAUCAGUCAGAAGCCGUGGAAGAGUCGAUGCAGCAGUCCGAGGCCUUGGAUGAGCAAAAGGAAGAGGAGUCUAACGAUGAGCCUAUGGAAGCAGUUGAAGAGGAUGAAGCCAUCGAAGAGGAGUCUGUUUUCAAACGAAAGGUUCGCCCGCUCAGAGCUGAAGACAUUGCUAGCGGCAAAUAUAAACUCUCUGAUGUGGUCCUGCCCCUGCCAGGACACGACAUCACCUAUCCCAGCAACGAGUGCGGUGCCUGGUACGAGGAAAUGCUGGCCGAAGUGGGUCUCUCCUCGGAUCAGCUUAAGCACAAGGAGAAGACAUAUGCAUUGGCCGGCGCCUACCGCAAGAUGAUCAUAUCGUCCAGUGAUCUCAAGUGGAGCUUUAGGAUGUACAACACGCCAGAGGAUACUCUAAUUGCCUCCGACUGGGAGCUGUUGAAGAACAUUCCAGUUACACCAGAACCAGCUGAAGCUGAGGCCAAUUACAUGGCACUCCUGCUAGAGUUCUCGCUGCCCACGGCCGCCUAUGCCACCAUGUUUCUGCGGGAGCUCUUGAAACAGGACACAUCCUCGGCGUCGCAAACGCAGUUGGAGAAGCAGGCAAUGGCCAAGGAGGACAAUGAAAAGAAGGCGGUAACCCAAGAGGAGGACAUGGAGGUAGCAAAGGAGGUGGCCGACGAGGAGGGGCAGGAAACUGAGCAAGCGGAAACUCAGGGGGCUGAGGAGGCGGUGUAGGCCAAGUGAGAUACCAAAAAUCAAUAUGCUCGGGAAAUCAAUUUUACGCGCGCUUCGUAUCCAACUUCGAACCAACCACAACAAUAACAAUGCGCACGUGAGGACGAGGGCUGCUCUCUCGCAUCCUGUGGCUCGCACCCCGUCUAUCUCAACGCUCUCUCUCUCUCUCGCGUUCUAUGUCGCCUGGGAGAGUCCUUUUGGUCCUGUUUCUUUGACUGCUAUUUCAUUCGUUCGGUGGCCACCAACGCGAAAGCUCAAACGACGCGCUGCGCAGUUUCCCCAGCUCAAAAGUCCAAGUCGCACGGUUUUCCCCAUCGUUCUUAAUGAAGAGCAAUAACAAAUUAUUAAUUUCUAACAAAUAACAAACAAGCACGAUCCCCCAAAAUCCACGGACUUCAAUCAAUUCAUCCAGUGAAGCGAUUUAAACCAAAUAAAAAGCGAGAGGCGAGA
This is a messenger RNA of Drosophila teissieri, 2717 nucleotides long. It is a transcript of the gene Pus7, whose product is annotated as pseudouridylate synthase 7 homolog. Gene Ontology annotation, biological process: pseudouridine synthesis. Gene Ontology annotation, molecular function: RNA binding; pseudouridine synthase activity. The transcript has 5 exons. Bases 63 to 2267 code for a protein of 734 amino acids. Lineage: Eukaryota; Metazoa; Arthropoda; Insecta; Diptera; Drosophilidae. Gene Ontology annotation, cellular component: nucleus. The record is from RefSeq and is a predicted model, not a curated record.